CUAAAUCGUAAAUAAAUCCUAGUCAGAGUUCCUUCCAAUUUUUUUGCGAGGUAAAAAAAAAAAAAAAAAAAGAUAUGGUGGAAGUCGACGUAGAUAUGGUGGCGGCAGACAGCAGCGGCGUACCUGAAUUAGAUGAAAUGAAAAAGAGAUUAAAAGAGAUGGAAGAUGAAGCUGCCGCCUUGCGUGAGAUGCAGGCCAAAGUUGAGAAAGAAAUGGGCCUUACUACUAACAAUCAAGAUCUUGGUGCUGCUAAUGCAAACCAGGCAAAUAAGGAGGAAGUGGAUGCUCGGUCAGUUUUUGUUGGCAAUGUGGACUAUUCUUGUACUCCUGAGGAAGUUCAGCAACAUUUUCAAUCUUGUGGGACAGUGAAUAGGGUCACUAUCCGUAGUAACAAGUUUGGGCAACCAAAGGGAUAUGCUUAUGUGGAGUUUGUUGAACCGGAGGCUGUUCAGGAGGCCAUUCUUCUUAACGAGUCUGAGCUUCAUGGCCGUCAAUUGAAGGUAUCGGCCAAAAGGACCAACGUUCCUGGAAUGAAGAUAUUUCGGGGUCGGCGAUCAAGCCCAUAUAUGAGCUUUCCUUCCAGGGUUCCAUACAUGGCUGCCCCCUACUUUUCUGCUUAUGGAUAUGGGAAAGUUCCAAGGUUCAGAACGUCUAUGCGCUAUAGCCCAUAUUAUUAAGAGUUGCAGAUUUUGGUCGAGAAAAGCACAAGUAUUGGCAUAUGAAGGUCAUAUGAUAUCUCUAGGUUUAUCAGUAAUGUGUAGCGAUAUUUGCUAUGAACGUUUGGGCUUUCAGUUGAUCUGACUAGUAAACAUUGGUGAUGUUUGAUAAACUCGUUGCUUUAUGAAUAUGAUGGAUAAGACAAAUGAAUUCAUGUGAAGAUUAUCAGAAAAUA
Molecule: messenger RNA, 892 nt
Organism: Erigeron canadensis
Lineage: Eukaryota; Viridiplantae; Streptophyta; Magnoliopsida; Asterales; Asteraceae
Product: polyadenylate-binding protein 2-like
Exons: 6
Coding region: 75-677 (200 amino acids)
Molecular function (GO): RNA binding
Source: RefSeq, a predicted model, not a curated record